AUGCACGACCGAUACUCGGCCGUGGCGUCGUCAGCGAUUGUCGUCGACCCGGAGGCCUGCCUGACCCAUUAUUACAUGAAAGCAUUUUUCCAAAUCGUCGUUCCGCGUUCCGGCAACAUGACUUUCAUCUACUGCACUCACGACGCAGAGCUCUACGCCGACUACGCCGCCAACGGCUUCUGCAACAUGACAACCCACACGCCCGCCGAUGUCUUCAGCAGUCCGGCCUGGUACGACUGCCCUGGCUAUAAUCCCGACGCGGCAAUAUUCAGCAAGGCCGUAUUGUUGCUGAUGGCCUGGAUUGCGCUGCCAUGCAUCGCCGGGUUGGGCUUCUUGCUCGGCGCCGGCUUCGUGGCGUGGAAGAUGAGAAUGGACACGUUGGCCAACACCAGGUUAUAUCCAGUGGGCGGUCUUCAAAGAACAAUGCUUGUUUUCGGCAUGGGUCUGGCCGGGGCCUUGUUUUCGCUCCCCUGGAUGCUGCAGUGGCUUGGGAGCGUCACCUGGUUGGGCACUGCCCUCUUUUUCAAGGGUAUUUUUGGUCUCAAUAUGUUUUGCAAUCUUACUGUCGGCGUUUUUGAUUUUUGGAAGCCAUUCAAGUCGUUUGGGCGCAAAAUCAGGGCUGGCAUGGGCGGACAAGAGCACGUUAGUGGCUUUGACGAGAAGAGGAGGCAGGGGGUCGAUCCUCGCGUCUGGGAGGAAGAGUUCUUGGGCAAGACAAUGGAACCAUACAAGCCCACCGAGAUUCUAAUUAUUGAAGACUUGGAGGACGAAAAAAGGAUAAUAACGAGAUCGAAUACUUUUUGA
This is a messenger RNA of Pyricularia grisea, 804 nucleotides long. RefSeq lists its product as uncharacterized. The record is from RefSeq and is a predicted model, not a curated record. The transcript has a single exon. Bases 1 to 804 code for a protein of 267 amino acids. NCBI's taxonomy places the organism in Eukaryota, Fungi, Ascomycota, Sordariomycetes, Magnaporthales, Pyriculariaceae.